CAGGAGGCAAAGGAUGAAGGUUUAUCCGUAUUCCCAAAGUACGACUGCUCUUGCUACCUGUAGAGCUAGUGAGGUACCCUCCGCGUCGGAAGCAUAUAUGCUCAAGGGAAGAGGGUGGGGGAAGGAGUUCCUGAAUCAAAGCCAUUGGAAUGUAGCCUUGUACUUAGUUCGGAAAUUAUUAAAUUGGGGCUUCCAAACUACGCCGGGAGAAACAAGAAUCAUAGUUCGGAAUGCAGACGAAUGCCAAAAAUGGUCUGUGAGUCAAAUAACCAGUUAAAGACAAAUAAGUACUCGUGACUAUAGACUCGGCUGCUGCAAACAUUGACUCAUUGAGGUUAAGGGGCCGAACGACUGGCCUUUCCAUCUCCAAGAGACUGUAACUUGAAAAGUCCAUUGGCCACAUCAGAAAGCGCAGUAUGAGGUCAGCAUCUGGGCAGAGGGCAAUUGCUACCUUCAGGAGGUGGUGGCGGUAUAAGGAGGAGGAAUGAAGACCAACGUGUGUCAUUCAGAUUCCAGUUCAGGCCCUAGACAUACACAUACCAAAAGGCCUCCAUUCCUGCCUUCAAAAUAGCAAAGUACUCACGUAAUCAGGAGAGAAGGUGGGGUGUAAAGGACACAUAACCACGGAAUUUCAUAGCAACGUGAUAAUGCUAGAUUAUGUGACUUUUUCCAAACCUAUAUCCCGAGAACAAAGCACGGUGCCUCGCAAAUAAGUGCUCAGUAAAUACUUGCUGAAUGUAUAAAACGGAGCUGUAUAGGCACAGAGAGGGCAGCUGGGAGCUGUAAAAAGUUUCAAAGAGGAGAUACUAUUUGAGCUGUUUUGAAGGAUGAAUUUAAUCCCCAAGGUGAAAGAGGAAUAAAAAACAUCUCUGAAUUUACCUCUCUUCCAAGAAAUACGUACGCAUUGUUCAUUGUCCAUCCUGGACGCAGAGCAGCAAAGCCUACACUGCAUAGAGGGGAUUUAUUACCACAGUCAAGCAUCGAAUGGGCCCCGGGGGCAACUGUGCACUUGAAAUGUGCAAACUCACUAACACUGUGAAAGUUUCUGCCUCUGAUUAAGUUAUAUGGAAACAACACAUCUUUUCAAACCUUUCAGGACCCAAUUUUCUCCUGGAGCAGUUUUCCUCUUUGGUUCUUCAAGAUGGUCAUAACAACCGGUACAGCGUGGGUGGUAAACGAGAGAAUAAAUAAGAAGUGAAUCCUACCAUUGGACUGCAGUUGCUUUAUGAAAAUAAACUUGAUCUAGGCACAACCCACCCCAUCCCCACCUGAUGCCACUACUCUCCUCAGAGUCUUAACCUGGAAUCUGAGACAUCUCCUGAAGAGUUGCCAUGUCCGGGAAUCCUGCCUCUUCCUCAGAACAGAACAACAAUAGCUAUGAAACCAAAGCAAGUCUCCGAAUGUCAGAGAAGAAAUGUUCAUGGGCAUCUUACAUGACAAACUCUCCAACCCUCAUCGUUAUGAUUGGCUUGCCAGCCCGUGGCAAAACCUACGUGUCCAAGAAACUUACACGCUACCUCAACUGGAUUGGGGUGCCCACCAAAGUGUUUAAUCUUGGGGUGUAUCGGCGGCAAGCAGUCAAGUCCUAUAAGUCCUAUGACUUCUUCCGGCAUGACAACGAGGAGGCCAUGAAGAUUCGCAAACAGUGUGCCCUGGUGGCGCUGAAAGACGUGAAGGCGUAUCUCACAGAGGAGAGCGGGCAGAUUGCGGUGUUUGAUGCUACCAAUACCACUCGAGAAAGGAGGGACUUGAUUUUGAACUUUGCCGAGGAGAAUUCCUUCAAGGUGUUCUUUGUGGAGUCCGUGUGCGAUGAUCCUGACGUCAUUGCUGCCAACAUCCUGGAGGUAAAGGUGUCGAGCCCCGACUACCCUGAAAGGAACAGGGAGAAUGUGAUGGAUGACUUCCUAAAGAGGAUUGAGUGCUACAAAGUCACCUAUCAACCCCUUGACCCAGACAGCCAUGACAAGGAUCUUUCUUUCAUCAAGGUGAUAAACGUGGGCCAGCGAUUUCUCGUGAACAAAGUCCAGGACUACAUCCAGAGCAAGAUCGUCUACUACCUCAUGAAUAUCCACGUCCACCCUCGCACCAUCUACCUUUGCCGGCAUGGAGAGAGCGAGUUCAACCUCUUGGGGAAGAUUGGGGGUGACUCAGGCCUCUCAGUGCGAGGAAAACAGUUUGCCCAGGCUCUAAGGAAGUUUCUGGAGGAACAGGAGAUAGCAGACCUCAAAGUGUGGACGAGCCAGUUGAAAAGGACUAUCCAGACCGCAGAAUCUCUGGGGGUGACCUACGAGCAAUGGAAGAUUCUGAACGAGAUUGAUGCUGGCGUGUGCGAGGAGAUGACUUACGCGGAGAUUCAGGAGCAGUACCCGGACGAGUUUGCGCUUCGAGAUGAAGAGAAAUAUCUGUACCGAUAUCCUGGAGGGGAGUCAUACCAGGACCUGGUGCAGCGGUUGGAGCCAGUCAUCAUGGAGCUGGAGCGCCAGGGCAAUGUCCUCGUCAUCUCCCACCAGGCUGUCAUGCGCUGCCUCCUGGCCUACUUCUUGGACAAGGGUGCAGAUGAGCUACCAUACCUGAGGUGCCCUCUCCAUACCAUCUUCAAACUUACUCCUGUUGCCUACGGGUGCAAAGUGGAAACAAUUAAACUCAAUGUGGAGGCUGUGAACACUCACCGUGACAAGCCAACUAACAACUUUCCCAAGAGCCAAACCCCUGUAAGGAUGAGAAGGAACAGCUUUACGCCUCUGUCCAGUUCGAAUACAAUCAGGCGUCCAAGAAAUUACAGUGUUGGGAGCCGGCCCCUCCAGCCCCUCAGCCCGCUCCGUGCCCUGGACACGCAAGAAGGGGCCGACCAGCCGAAGACCCAAGUCAGCAUUCCGGCAGAGACCUCGCGGGCUGCACACAGGCUCCCGUCUCCGGCGCCCCCCACGUCGCCCUCCUGAUGGCGUGGAGGCUGAGGCCAGAACGCUCCCCCGGAGACUGGGGUCUGCUGAAGACCUGGGCGUGUCAGCUCCACUGGGGCUGGAGCAGGAAGUCCCGUGGGGCUCGGACAUUCGGGGCCACCCGAGUGAGCCUGGAAAAGCUGCCCUCCAUUUCUUCCCCUCAUGCCUAAUGAAAACCGUGGAAAGCUCGGCUUCCCUGUGCCUGCAAACGUUUCACAGCCUGAGCUGAUGCGUUUUGAUCACCUCUCUGCUGGGUUUGGCCCACAUCGGCCAAUCCUGUUCUGUUUCAGCAGUUUAACAUCUGACCAGUGACUGUCCUCCGGGCUGGAUAUUCUUUUCCUAAUACACAGAUGCAGCCCUUCAGAUUUAGUUGUUGCCGCAUGAGAGGGCAGAACUCUCCCGCAAACCUUUUCUGUGCUAUAAGCGCUGGGCUCUGCAUCCACUCCAGGUGCACAGGCUAGAGUGUAAUAGGUCGCUUAUUCCGUCACAUCAGAAGCAAGAGGCAAAUUCACCAGGUGGAUAAAGGGUGUCUGAGAUUAGUCCCCGGAAGGUCUCUUCUGCUGCGAUGGAAGAGCAGCAUCAGUAGCCACCUUUUCAUUUAGAGAAGUUGUUCUCGUUCCAGGCCCCUUGAGGGCAGGAUCUGACUGCAAGACUCCCCGAAAUGGGUGCCCUUCUGAGUUCUGUUCCGAGCAGCUGUGCUCUCUGCUGAGAGAUAUCUCACACAGAUACUGACUCUGGGUGCCUCUCAGAGUGUAAGAGGGCUGAAGUCAUCUCUGGUGGUUGGGAAUGAGGGACGGAGAGAAAAGUAGGGUGCCGUUUGGAUCACCUGAAGAAGUAAAUGAAGUUUCUUGGGAAUCAGCUCUCCCAGGGAGUUCUUUUGGUGUCAAGACGGGCUGGGAGACCUGCCCUUUUGUGAGGUCUGCUGCCGUGAUACAGUACCUAAGAAAGCUGCGGCUGUGACUUCAAGAGCACCUGGUCUUCUGAUCCCUUCCUCUUGGCUAGUUGUCACCAUUGUAGUCUACUGGUCUCAUGUAGAACCUUGGUUGCCUGCUCCCCCACCUCAGUGCAUUAAUCAUGUGGUUUCCCUUGAAGAUAAACCAAGUAAUUAUUGCCUAGAUCAGUGAUUAUCAGAUGUACAAAUAUGUCUCUGUAGAUAAGAUUUUAAUAUGCCACUGCUCCUGAAAGAGGAUAUGGAAGCUCCCAAGGAUACUAUAUUAUACAAACAAACAAAAUUUUUUUUUUUUUUUUUUUUUGGUAAGAAUAGUAGGUUUCUAGCUUUUAAAACUUAUUCCCCCUUUUCAUUCAGAUGGCCCACUUGCUGGGCAAGAGGGUGAGUAGCAAGAAAAGUAAUGCAAUGCAGCUUUUCCCAAAUGGUUCUUUAAUAUUGUGGACGAUACAGGGCUCUGUUAUUUAAGCUGUGAUGCGCUGGGCUGCUGGCAGUUCAGCAACCAGCAACUAGGAUCUUAUUUUAAUGCACAAGGCUGCCUUCAGAAAGGUCUCCUGACUCUGCUCUGUAGCAGGUAAUUUUUAUCUGUCUGCUCAUAGCAUGUUGUACUGUAAUGAUUUUGUUCUAUGAUGCAGGUUUCUUUCUGCAUCUAAAUAUAUUGUCUUUUGAUGAUCUGAUAAUGUUGUUUAGUUAUUUAUUCAUCCACAUAAGGUAUUUUAAAUCCCUAUAUUAAUGUCUGCUUGUAUAUACAGUUAUUUGUGUUGUUUUUUUUUUUUUUUUGGUAGAAAUUUACGUAGUUUGAGUAUUUAAGUUUAAUGUCCAUAGUAUUACCUUUAAUUAAAAUUUCAGAAUGUAGUAUCUGUCUUCUGGAAAAGGAUAAUAAAUAUGUUAAGGCACAGUG
Molecule: messenger RNA, 4786 nt
Organism: Bubalus bubalis (water buffalo)
Lineage: Eukaryota; Metazoa; Chordata; Mammalia; Artiodactyla; Bovidae
Gene: PFKFB2
Product: 6-phosphofructo-2-kinase/fructose-2,6-biphosphatase 2
Exons: 17
Coding region: 1332-2939 (535 amino acids)
Biological process (GO): fructose metabolic process; fructose 2,6-bisphosphate metabolic process
Cellular component (GO): cytosol
Molecular function (GO): fructose-2,6-bisphosphate 2-phosphatase activity; ATP binding; 6-phosphofructo-2-kinase activity
Source: RefSeq, a predicted model, not a curated record